Molecule: messenger RNA, 321 nt
Organism: Symbiodinium natans
Lineage: Eukaryota; Dinophyceae; Suessiales; Symbiodiniaceae
Source: the annotation of a GenBank genome assembly
AUGCAGGGCACCUCCCUGCUGCAAGGCGGAUUGUUGCAUCAGUGGGUAGACGUGGGAACGCUGGACAUCACAAUCUAUAAAGGACCCACGAGCUUGGGCGGCCCGGCCGGCCCCAUGGGCGGCCCCGCCGGCGGCCCCAUGGGCAGCCCCGUGGGCGGCCCCAUGGGCGGCCCCAUGGGCGGCCCCGUGGGCGGCCCCGUUGGUGGCCCUGUAGGUGGCCCCGUGGGUGGCCCCGUGGGUGGCCCCGUGGGUGGCCCUGGCCCCCUGGGUGGCCCAAUGGACGGCCAGGCAUCCACAGGCCCAGCACAAAAGCCAUUUUAA